AGGGAGAGAGAGAAAAAUCAAUGAUGAGAAAGAAUCAUUAAUCAGCUGCCUCCUGUGCCCCACACCGGAGAUCGAGGUCGAUGCUCACGAAAAUACCUAUCCUUACCGUACCGCCUCCCCACCUGCUUUGGGUGAACCAAGAGGAGGAUUCUGCCUUGUUGCUGCAUCACCAAAGAAUUAAGCCGGUCUCAGGCCUCAGGGGAGGGGUUUCUUGGCCUGGGGCCUGGUGACCAGCUUCUUCUGGUCCUGGGGAGCUCUGGGGCAGAUGUCCCCUCUGACCAGCACCAAGGGCAGGGUAGUGACUUCGAGGGCUCAGAACCACUGUAAUAUUUCUACAUCACUUAUUGCCACCUGGGGGAGAAGGGGUCUCCCCAGAGCCCAAGAGUGCCCUGAGGGCCUGGCAUCCUGGUCUGGAGACACCAGGGCCUGGGAAACCCCAACCUAGAGCCUCUAUGGAGGUGCUGUCAGCCUUGGAGGUGGAGACCAUUCGCCAGUGCCCGCCUUGCCCAAAAUAGGACAGGGCCCCUUUAAGCCUUGUUUCAUUCCUUCAGUUUGUUGCUAUGUAUGAGACCAACUUCCUUAGCAACCACCUGGUCUUUUAAAGGAGUCCUGAGGUAGCAGUGGCUACCAGCCAUGGCUCCCAAAAAAAAGGCAAAGAAGGGGGCCAAGGAGCUCGAGACCAAGAAGAAAAGUGCCAAGAAGGAGCCCAACAUGGCCAUGGAUAUGGUUUUGGCCGAGGAGUUACGGCAGUUCUACCACAUCCAGAUCCGAGACCUGGAGGACAGGCUGGCCCGGUACCAGCACAAGUGGGAUGAGCUGGCCGUGCAGGAGAAGCUAUUCCGCCAGGAGUAUGAGCAGCUGGCCAGCAAUAAGAAGGAGAUUGUGGCCUUCCUCAAGCGGACGCUCAACCAGCGGGUAGAUGAGAUCGCCGACCUCAACGAGCAGCUCCAAAGCCUGCAGCUGGCCAAGGAGAUGGAGAAGGACGCCUUUGAAGCCCAGUUAGCCCAGGUGCGCCAUGAGUUCCAGGAGACCAAGGACCAGCUCACCACGGAGAACAUCAUCAUUGGGGGGAAGCUGGCAGCCCUGGAGGAGUUCCGGCAGCAGAAAGAGGAGCUUUCGGAGAAGUUCACAUUGCUGGAGGACCAGCUGCAGAAGCAGGAGUAUGAAUACAAGGACUACAUGUACAACCUGGAGAAGAAGUCGGUGCUGGACAGGGACAGAGUGAAGAAGGAAAUCAUUCAGCGUGUGAACCAGGUGGCCACUGACUUCCACAAGAUGGCCACUAGCCAGAUGUGGGACACAACGAAGCAGGCCAUCCUGGAGAACAACACUGUGACCCUGCAGCUGUCCAGGGUCUCCCAGCAUGGCGUGCAGCUGCUGCGGGAGAAUGACCAGCUCAAGAGCAACCAAGACAAACUGUGCAAAGAGCUGGAGCUACUGCAGAACGCCAAGCAGGCCAUGGCCAAGCACAACAGAAGCCACCAAAAGAUCAUCCUCAUGCUGACUGAGAAGUGCCACAAGCAGCAGGAGGGCAGAGUGCAGGCUGAUCGGCUGCGCUUCCUGCGGAGCGAACUGGAGCAGAAAGUCCUGCAGCUGCAGAAGGAGAAGGAGGCACUGAGGAGCCAGAAAGUCCAGCUGAACCAGCAGCUGGAGCAUCAGCACAUCGAGGCGAAGCGGCUGCGGCAGGAGCUGGCCAAAGAGCAGAAGGUGCGGGCAAGCCUGGAGAUGACCCUGGUUCACACCACCAACUUCCUACAGAACAUUCUGCAGGUGACCAACAAGUGGGUGAAAGUGGGGGGGAGGGGGUCGGCCCAGAGGCACUGGGGUUGGAGUUUCCCAGAGGUGGGUGUUGGGCCACUAUGGACCUGGUCCCCAUGGGCCCACCCCAACUCCUACCAGAACCUGCAACCAGAGGAAGAGGACGGCAACUAUGAGAUAGUGUUCCAGCUGCACUGCAAGGAGAUCCUGAGGCAGCUGCUGGCCAUGCUCAGCUCGGCCGUGGUCCUAAGCCCCCCGAUGAUUGUGGGUCCCCACCAACAUCAUGGCCACCCGGACAGUCCCCGCAGCCAGUCCAGCAUCUCGCCACCCAAGACUGGGUCAAUGCUCCAACGGCUGUCCGACCUCCCGACCUCCCAGCUGGCAGACCUGGGCCUGGUGCCUCGACAGGUCCGCCUCUCACCCAACCCUGAGGACCUCAGGCUGCUCUCACACUUCACUCGUAUGAGAUCAUUCCAGGCACUCAGCAGCACUGAGGUGAGAGUGCCUGGGACCUCGAUGACAGCCAGCCCUGGGUGCGAUCAUGGCUCAGUCACACUGCAGCUGUGUGGCCUUGGGGAUGUGGCCAGACUUCUCUAAGCCUCCAUUUCCCCUUC
Myotis lucifugus (little brown bat) is the source of this 2372-nucleotide messenger RNA. RefSeq names its product cilia and flagella associated protein 157 (gene CFAP157). Gene Ontology annotation, cellular component: cilium; ciliary basal body. Lineage: Eukaryota; Metazoa; Chordata; Mammalia; Chiroptera; Vespertilionidae. Gene Ontology annotation, molecular function: microtubule binding. The transcript is spliced from 8 exons. The record is from RefSeq and is a predicted model, not a curated record. The coding region runs from base 634 to 2355 and encodes 573 amino acids. Gene Ontology annotation, biological process: sperm axoneme assembly.